Molecule: messenger RNA, 783 nt
Organism: Colletotrichum truncatum
Lineage: Eukaryota; Fungi; Ascomycota; Sordariomycetes; Glomerellales; Glomerellaceae
Source: RefSeq, a predicted model, not a curated record
AUGUCAGUAAACAACAGCACUAUCGUUUCCUGCAUCAACAGGCACUAUGAAACGCUGUUGAAGAUGGGUUACAUAGACCUUUCGGACAUAAGCGUCCCGCCCAACGCCGGCUGGAGCGAUGAACAGCUCCACGUUGACGCCCUCCGGGCCAUGGGCCGCUCCGAAAAGGUCAUUGAUCUGCUGAGACUCAUUCCCUACCUCCGCGAAAAUGAGACGGCGGACUCUGUCGAGAUUUACCCCGAGACAUUCCAACUGCGUUACCUGCGCGACGGCCGCUGGUUCGGCACGGCUACGGAGGAGGAGUUUAGCAAUACGUCGAUGCUGGAUCUAGGCUUCGCGCCGUUUGACGGACCCGUACCGGCCGACAUGAUUUCGCUGACGCAUGCGGACGAAGGCGUUUGGUGGGUGAUUGACACCAACGAGAAUGUCAUCUACCCAUACGGCACCGAGUUUGAUAGCGAACACCAGGCACCAGAGGACCAGCCGUGGCGUGCUGUCGAGCCUGAGGAUGUUCUGUCCUACUUUAACCGUAUCAACCAUCAACUCGACAACUUGGAGGUUGUCCCCGCUCCCCGCUCGGGGAAGUGGGAUUCUAGGGUUGUCGAUGCUCAAACUGAAGAGGGCCAGCUCGUUUCGCGGUUGUACCGUGAGUUUGGCUGGCACAGUGGUGGCGGGUUCCGAAAGGAAGAGUUUCGCCAAGCUGUUGAGCAGCAGCGCGCGCCUCUUCUCGAUGCGGCACUUGGACAUGAUAGUGAUGACGAGGACGAGGAGAUGGCCGGUUAA